Messenger RNA from Malassezia globosa CBS 7966, 900 nucleotides. RefSeq lists its product as uncharacterized. NCBI's taxonomy places the organism in Eukaryota, Fungi, Basidiomycota, Malasseziomycetes, Malasseziales, Malasseziaceae. The transcript has a single exon. Gene Ontology annotation, molecular function: phosphatidate phosphatase activity. The record is from RefSeq and is a predicted model, not a curated record. The coding region runs from base 1 to 900 and encodes 299 amino acids. Gene Ontology annotation, biological process: phospholipid metabolic process.
AUGCUAAGCCAGCGUUUCACUUGGGCUGAAUUAUGCCACAGCAGCAGAGCUCGCUGGGCACUGGAUUGGAUCGCUUGUUUUGUUUUGAUGGUUAUUUUCCGUGGCGUACUUCAUCAUAGGACGGAUGGGUUCCAUCAGCAGUUCAGCUUGAACGACGCAUCUCUUCAGCAUCCGCACUCAAGCCAACAGCGUGUCCCAGACACUCUGUUAGCAUAUUUCUCUGUGCUUCUUCCGUUUCUUUUGGUUUCAGGUCUCUCUUUGUGUAUGAAACGGCGUUGGGCCUGUCUGAACAAAGCCUGGCUGGGUCUUGGUAUGACUAUUGCUAUUACGGGGUGUCUUACGGAAUUGGGCAAGAAUUUGGUGGGUCGGCCGCGCCCAGACUUUCUUGAUCGCUGUCAGCCAAAACAUGGUUUUGUGGCAUCCCAUCCUACAACUCAUUACAAGAGCUCGCUUGUUGAUUACACUGUCUGCUCGACAUCCAUUCAUGCUCGUACACUCGCUGAUGGGUUUAAAAGCUUUCCUAGCGGGCACUCAAGCAUGUCCUUUGCCGGACUUGUCUUCUUGGCUUGGUUUUUACAUGGAUGCGGCACGACUAUAAUACAAAAUUCAGCGUGUCUUUCCGAUUCUCGCGAAGAAGCGGCGCCGCUUGACGAGGCACGGCAUAUGGAGGAAGGCCUUCCGGCUGAUCGUGUCCACUCCGAGCCGCCUCUUUCACUCAGUCUUACCAGCCUGAUCAUACCACUCAUGCCAGUUAUGCUUGCUGCCUGUAUUUCUAUUAGUCGUCUCAUGGACUAUCGACAUCACCCAACAGAUGUCCUUGCAGGCGCUAUUCUUGGCACGACCAUAGGCACGGCCGUGUACUUCGUCUAUCAUCGUCCUUCGAAUUCGCUCAAACUAUGA